This is a messenger RNA of Lactuca virosa, 406 nucleotides long. The record is from the annotation of a GenBank genome assembly. Lineage: Eukaryota; Viridiplantae; Streptophyta; Magnoliopsida; Asterales; Asteraceae.
AACCUGUUUAAAAACACUGUGUGGUCUCUCUCACUUUGCUUUCGGCUAUCAAAGAAGCUUAAUAAGCCACAAAAAGCACUUCUUCCCCCAUUCUUUAUCUUUUGCUUUUUCAAAGUAACUUUCGUUUUUGCGUUUAAAUAAAAAUAAAUAUGUAUAAUUGUAUAUACAUAUUCUUGGUGCUACGACGUCGUGUCUUUCCUCUCCUAUGUUAACUUCCUCAAAUCCCAAUCUGCUUUUUACCCAUUUUCAUCAUUCGAAGAAACCGUUUCCAGGAGCCAUGGGUCCCAUUGUUAUUCCAAUUCCCUCCAAACUUUCCCUUUUCUUGGAAGAAGUUUUGAACAAGUCUUUUAUGUGGGUUUCUUGUAAUUUAACUCGAGGUUCGGUGAAUUUGAUGUGGGUCUGUUAA